UCUUUUGCCCAGUCAAUGCGGGAAAAACCGUAGAAUCACUGCUAGUUAUCAAGGAUAUAUCUGUACUUGAGAAUUGUUAAGUGGUUUCAGCGAUUUUAGUACUUUUGAUUUCGCUUCCCAUUGUUUUUAUUGAAAAUUGACGAUUGCACAAGGAGAUGAAACUGUAAUGUUGUGAAUGACCGCAGGCUCAGAAUAAUGGUUUUGUUCUGAGAAAACACAGCGAAACCUCGCGGAAACUCAUACAGCAAGCGAUAUGUAAUUAUGAACAAUGCUGGUCUAAUAGCUCCUGAAAUCAGAGUGGUAUGCAAACAUGCACGAUGCAUUUGAACAUGCAGUUAUCUUGGAGAAGCUGCCAUUGCAAAUAGAAUGCAUAGCUACCUUUGGUGACAAUCUUCUUGUUGGAACAAGACAGGGGCAUUUGCUUUUGUAUGGUGUUUUAGAUGGGACAGGUGACAGCAGGUUUGAAGUGGAGCUACGAAGCUCUAACAAAUUGUUCUCAAAGAAGCCCAUUUCACAGGUAAAUUAUAAAAUAAUAUUAGUAACAACACUCUGUGAUGCUGUUAUGGCUGAUUGUUCUAGGGAACUUAUUGAAAUAAAUAUCCACUUAUUUUGUGGCAAAAGUCCCCUUGAAAAGUGUUGUAAAGCACAUCAGAGCAGAGCAGCAUGGACAAUGUGCUACAUAGGCCAUUACAGAAACAUGAGAGGACUGGGAAAGGAUUCUGUUGUUAGUGUUCAUAACUUGGAGACCUUUGCUCACAAGUUCACCUUGCAUAAAACAAAGGGAGCUAGUGUUUUUGCUGUGAAUAUAAAGGAAAGGAAACAAUCCUCAGUUUUUGAUCCUUCACCAGCUCUUGAACUAAAGUUAUGUGUUUCAGUGAAACGGAAACUGCAGUUAUUUAGUUGGAGGAAUGGAGAAUUCCAAGAGCUAGAAGAUCUUUUGGUGCCAGAUGCAGCUAAGGCAUUAGUUUGGUCAAAGGACUCUCUCUGUGUUGGCUUCAAAAAAGAAUACUCUCUCAUAAAGACAAGCACUGGUGCUGCAACAGAGCUGUUCUCCACUGGUCGUCAUUUAGAGCCUACAAUAGCUACUUUGCCAAGUGGAGAACUUAUUCUUUGUCGUGAUGAUAUCAGCAUUAUAACUGACAGUGAAGGAAAGAAGACACAGAAACAAACCCUGACGUGGACAGAUACACCAACAGAACUAGGUUAUGCGGAACCUUAUGUAAUCGGCCUUCUUCCUCGGUAUGUGGAGAUACGAACCAUCAGUCCUCGUGCACUUAUCCAGAGCAUUGAAUUACCUAAAUCUCGAUUUAUUGCUCGGGGAAAGCACAUGUAUAUAGCAUCGUCAAGCUUUGUGUGGAGACUUAUUCCUGUGUCUAUUCCGAUGCAAAUACAACAGCUACUGCAAGACAAGCAGUUUAGCCUUGCUCUUAUGUUAGCGGACAUGGUGGUUGAACCAGAGCAAGAGAAAGCCGCACGUAAAGAGAGUAUUCAGAAUCUUUAUGCAUUUGAUAUGUUCUGUCAGAAGAGGUUUGAUGAUUCUUUGCAGCUCUUUGCCCAGUUAGAAACAGACCCAGCACAAGUUAUAGGCCUGUUUCCCGAUCUUCUUCCGAGUGAAUUCCGAAAGCUUCUCGAGUACCCGGCCCCACCACCUCAGUUGACUCCGGGGGAGCUGGAGAAGGGCUGUUUAGCACUCGUGGAAUAUUUGACGCAGAAACGAAAUGAGUUGAUGAAAAGCAGUGACAAGGCAGAAAGCAUGCAGAAAGGAAGACUGAAAGAUUCUGCCGAAGAUCAUAGUAAAGCUGAUAUAAAGGCUCAGAAGAACUUAAUGCACAAAAGACAAAUCAUUGAUACUACACUGCUGAAAUGUUACUUACAGACAAACGAUGCCCUUGUGGCACCACUGCUGAGGUUGAAAGAAAACUUCUGCCAUGUAGAAGAGUGCGAAAGAGUUCUAAUGAAGAGCAAAAAAUACAAUGAAUUGGUUAUACUGUACCAGACCAAAGGUCUUCAUAAGAAAGCACUAGACCUCUUGUUGAGACAGGCUCAGAAGAGUAGCGGUCCACUCAAAGGCCAUCAGAAAACAGUUCAAUAUCUCCAGCAUUUAGGUCGUGAACACUUAAAACUUAUAUUUGAUUUUUCCGUCUGGGUUUUAAAGGCGCAUCCUGAUGACGGAUUAAAGAUAUUUACGGAAGAUUUACCAGAGGUCGAAGGUCUACCACGUGACAAAGUACUGGCUCACAUAGAACAGUGCGCGAAGCAGUUGACUAUCAGAUAUUUGGAACAUAUAAUCUUCCUGUGUAGUGAAUCAAAACCCGAAUUUCACAACAAGUUGAUCAAUUGCUACCGUGAAAGAGUACAAGUGUUGAUGAGAGAGUAUUUAGAUUCGUUACCGGAAGGUGACCAGCCUUUUCCUCCCGGAAGUGAACCAGGGGAACUCGGAGAACUAAGAGGAAGGUUGCUGUUUUUAUUAGAGACUUCAAAACAUUAUCAAGCGCAGCAUCUACUGACGCACUUUCCAGAGAGCUUUUAUCAUGAACGAGCUCUUUUGCUUGGACGAGUAGGAAGGCACGAGGAAGCUCUGGCUAUAUACAUCCAUAUUUUACAUAACAUCAAACUUGCUGAAGAGUAUUGUCAUCGAAAUUAUAACGAAGGCCGCGAGGGCAGUAAAGAUGUAUACGUGUCCUUAUUGCGCAUGUACCUGGAGCCACCCCAGAUAAGCGGCAAGGAAAAUAUGAAACCGAACAUUCUUGAGGCGCUAGACGUACUGCAGGAGCAUCACCUGAAGAUAAGUACCGCUAAGGCGCUUGAACUACUUCCUCCAUCUACUAAAGUGAGUGAGGUUUAUGCGUUUUUGCUCAAUGUUCUGGAAGACAAAGAUAGGAAACGGAAGAGUUGUCAAGUGUUGAAGAGCCUUCUGUUUGCUGAGCAUCUACAGGUUCAAGAACAACGUAUGCAUUAUCAGGGGCAUAAAAUACUGCUGACCGAUGAAAGAGCUUGUCGGGUGUGUCACAAGAAGAUCGGAACGAGUGCCUUUGCAUAUUACCCCACGGGCGAAAUACUUCAUUACUACUGCUGCAAGAACCUCACUUCCCCCCCUAACAGUGAGCAAACGACCCCCCGGGACAGCCCAACCCUUGAAGAUAAUAUGCUACAAAGAUACUGAUCAAAUGUGAUGCAAUUCUUCAUUCACAAGCGCAUCGCCCACAAAGCACGUCAUGAAUUAGAAAGUACAGAUGCACGCUGAGGUGUUAGGCCACGGGUAUUUCACGUGAUGCGUAAUGAAUCAACAUGUAUUUCGUAAUCAAACAUUCAGAAUCUUCACAGAAUAUUUAUGUAAGAGAAAACGUCUAAUUUCUCAAUUGAGUCAAUGAUCAAAUAAUAUUACCUUAGUUUUACUUUUUAUAGUAGUAACCUGAUUGGCUAAAUACUCUCGAUGCUCUUCUAAUCAGCUACAAAACCAAAACCAAUCACGCGUUGGACACGUACGUUUUCUCCCACUCGACUUCCAGCGUAGUACGUGGCCACGUGAUGCCGUUGAAGGGUUGCAAGAGAGUUAAAGAGAUAAUGAUCUAAUGUUGAAGUCACUUCAUAAAUCGAAGAAAAUGUACUUAAAAGAUAAAAGAAUUAAUGUCAUUACAAAGAAAACAGUUUGGUUGUCACGCAGUAUCAUUCAUCAGAUGUUUCGUUACCAAUCAUUUGUGCUGUGGCUUUACAGAGAAUGUUUUGUAAUACUUGUUCGAUAUAUUUUUUCGAGAAUAGAAAUAUUAACCAUAUAAGUUUAAAUAAAAGGAGAUUGAGGGUGUUACA
Molecule: messenger RNA, 3807 nt
Organism: Stylophora pistillata
Lineage: Eukaryota; Metazoa; Cnidaria; Anthozoa; Scleractinia; Pocilloporidae
Product: vam6/Vps39-like protein
Biological process (GO): autophagy; intracellular protein transport; vesicle-mediated transport
Cellular component (GO): membrane; cytoplasm
Source: RefSeq, a predicted model, not a curated record